Molecule: messenger RNA, 867 nt
Organism: Pyrenophora tritici-repentis Pt-1C-BFP
Lineage: Eukaryota; Fungi; Ascomycota; Dothideomycetes; Pleosporales; Pleosporaceae
Source: RefSeq, a predicted model, not a curated record
AUGAAUCCUGCUUUGAAGCUUACUGCAGCUUGUCUGCUCAUCAUCUCGUUUGCCAGUGCCUCAUCUACGCCUCCUAUAACAACAUCAUUCGAGCAUGGCAACAUCACCUCUAUUCUCGAUAGAAUCCAGGCACGUGGCUACCUGAAAGUUGGCACGACUGGAGACUACAAGCCUUUCUCGUACAAGGUUACCAACCGAACCGCUCUACCCGGCACAUCAGCCAUCAACACGACCUACAUCGGUGCGGAUAUCGAUCUUGCUCAGACCCUGUCAGACUCACUAUCCCUCCCGCAUCCCAUCGAGUUUGUCCCCACCAUCUGGGCGAACCUGACCGCCGACGUAACCGCCCAAAAAUUCGACAUCGCCAUGACCGGCGUCAGCAUCACGCUACCCCGCGCACAAAAGGGCUUUUUUUCCACCGCCAUCCAACGUGUCGGCAAAGCAGCAUGCGUGAGAUGUGCAGACCUCGCCAAAUUCUCCUCCUUGGCAGCCAUCGACACGGCUGGCGUCAAGGUCGCUGUCAACCCAGGUGGUACCAAUGAGGCGUUUGACCGCACGAAUUUGAAAAAAGCAACGAUUGUUUUGGUCCAGGAUAACAAUGCAGUUUAUCAAGCUGUUAUCCAAGGCCAGGCUGAUGCUAUGAUCAGCGAUAUUGUAGAGGUUGAACUACAGGUCCGGUUGCACCCUGAGACGCUUUGCAUUGUCAAUCCGGAUCAAGCCUUUACGUUUGAGGAACUGGGCUAUAUGAUUGGGCGAGAUGUUGUGUGGAAGCAGUAUUUGGACACUUUUGUGCAUGUUCAGCUGGGAAGUGGCAACUGGAAUCGCACGUUGGAGAAGUGGAUGUCGUAUCAAUGGCCGUCUGUAUAG